Molecule: messenger RNA, 1530 nt
Organism: Colletotrichum siamense
Lineage: Eukaryota; Fungi; Ascomycota; Sordariomycetes; Glomerellales; Glomerellaceae
Gene: dtxS4
Product: L-aspartate decarboxylase dtxS4
Exons: 4
Coding region: 1-1530 (509 amino acids)
Biological process (GO): carboxylic acid metabolic process
Cellular component (GO): cytoplasm
Molecular function (GO): carboxy-lyase activity; pyridoxal phosphate binding
Source: RefSeq, a predicted model, not a curated record
AUGAAUGGGAUCAAAGGUAACCACGCUGCCCCGCAGCAACUGCGUCGAGCUGAUGAAGUCAACGAUCUGCUUGAUGCAGUCAAGGGAUUGAUUGUCCCGUACAUCAGAGCUGCAGAUGAAGCCGCGCCACAGAAGGCCGGGGGCAACACAUCAGUAAACAUCGACGGAGUUCCAAGCAAUGUUCUCGUCGACACUCUGAAGCCCGAGGCGUUGGUCGAGAAGCUGAAGCUAUCCCUUCCCGAAGGCGAUGGACUCGGGAAAGAGGGCUUGCUCGAUGUGGUGCAGAAGAUCCUGAGGUACAGCGUCAACACCUGGGACCAAGGCUUCAUGGAUAAGCUGUAUGCCAGCAACACUCCUGUUGGGCUUGUUUCCGAUCUUCUCUUGUCGGUACUGAACACCAACCUCCACGUUUACCAAGUUUCGCCCGCCUUGAGCAUCAUCGAAAAGAUUACCGCUCGGAAGUUCGCGAACUUAUUUGGGUUCACCGGCCCUAGGGCUGGAGGAGUCACAUGCCAAGGAGGCAGCGCGUCCAACCUCACUUCCCUGGUAGUAGCUCGAAGUGCUCUGUACCCCGAUACAAAGAAGACUGGCAACGGUUCGUAUGAUUUUAUCAUCUUCACGAGUGCUCACGGCCACUACUCCGUUGAGAAGAGUGCGUUGGCAUGCGGUCUUGGGGCGUCAAGCGUCUGGGCGGUGCCUAUUGACUCCGAGGGCCGCAUGAUCCCGAGUGCUCUGCGGAAGCAGAUCGUUCGUGCCAAGUCUGAGGGCAAGACCCCUCUGUACGUCAACUCCACGGCUGGAACGACGGUGAUGGGCUCUUAUGACCCAUUCGAGGAGAUAUCCGCCAUCUGCAAAGAGUUCGGACUGUGGUUCCACAUCGAUGCCAGCUGGGGAGGAUCUGUCAUCUUCUCCCAAAAGCAAAAGUCCAAGUUACAAGGCGCUCAUCUGGCCGACUCUCUGACGGUGAACCCGCACAAGAUGAUGAACGUUCCGGUAACGUGCUCGUUCCUCCUGACGCCAGACGAGAAGGUGUUCCACAAGGCCAACACUUUGCCUGCCGGAUACCUUUUCCACAAUGUGGACGAAGAUGGUGACGUCUGGGACCUUGCCGACUUGACCCUGCAGUGCGGCCGCAGGGGCGACAGUCUGAAGCUGGCUCUGGCCUGGAUAUACUACGGCGCCGGUGGAUUUGAGAAGCAGAUCGACCAUGCGUUCUCGCUGGCCGAGCGUCUGGCUACUCUGGUUCAAAAGAGCGAGAACUUCGUCCUGGUGUCCAGCAACCCGCCGCCGUGUCUGCAGGUCUGCUUUUACUAUGCACCGAACGGUCAGCUUGCGGAAGACCCGAAGACGAACACCAAACGCACCAGCCAAAUGGUUCACAAGCUCAUCGAGCGUGGCUUCAUGAUUGAUUAUGCCCCUGGAGAGAAGGGCAGUUUCUUCCGUGUGGUCGUCAACUGCCAGACGCUGCAGGGGACUGUGGAUGGUCUAGUCAAGGCCUUGGAGGAGGUUGGCAAGGAGGUCGUAGUGUAA